AUGAUGCUUGGUGUUCCAACAGCAAGGUCUCUCUCCCGUUUUCACUCUCCCCUUCUAACAACAAUAUGUUUACGGGCUUUUUCAACAGAGGCAUCUCUUGACAAAGAGAGUGUGACGAACGAAAUCUUGAAGGAAUUUUGUGCCACCAUUGAAAAUGCUCCAGCAUCCAGUUCCAAAGUCUGCUACGCAUAUAUUGAUAAGAUUUGCAAGGCUGGAAACGUUUCCGCCGUAAGUCAAAUGCUACAAUUGUUAAAUGAAAAGAACAUUGUUGUCUCACUGAAUGUGUAUAAUCUCGUGUUAGUGGAAGCAAUUCAAAAUAAUGACAUUGAGCUUUCAUUUCAAGUGCUCAAGAAAUUAUUAUUGUCAGGCGAAUCCCCAAGUGCAACCUCUUGCGUUAAGUUUGCGCGGGCAUUCAGAAAUGUAAAUCAUUCUGUGGAGCUUCUUAGAUUUCUUAAAGAAAUUGUAUCAGAAACCAGUUGUUCAAGUAUAUCAUCAUUCAUAAACAAGAUCAUUUUUGCUUUUGCUAAAAGUGGACAGAAGGAUAGUGCUUUGGUGAUAUUCAGUCUUCUUAAAAGACAGAACGAUAGUGUUCUGGACUUGAUCACAUAUAAUAUUGUUCUAGAUAUCUUGGGUCGUAUGGGCCAAGUUGAUGAAAUGCUUGAUCUGUUUGCGUCGUUGAAAAAAGCAGGUUUCGUCCCCGAUACUAUUUCUUACAAUACUCUAAUACAUGGACUGGGAAAGGUUGGAAGAUCUGAUCUGUGCUUUGCGUAUUUUGAGGAAAUGAAGGAGAAUAAAAAUCAACCGAAUUUGCUUACAUAUACUGCUUUAAUUGAUACUUUGGGCGGAGCAGGAAAUAUUGAGGAAUCACUGAAACUCUUCAGGGAGAUGAAACUGAAGGGGAUUCUUCCUUCAAUUCAAAUAUACAGAUCAUUAAUCCAUAAUUUAACUAAAAUAGACAAGAUUGAGUUGGCAACAGAACUUUUAGGAGAGAUGAAUUCUUCAUCGACCGUUUUUCCUGGCCCAACAGAUUUCAAGACAAAAAGAAGGCAAAGAAAGGUUUGA
Vicia faba (fava bean) is the source of this 1062-nucleotide messenger RNA. The record is from the annotation of a GenBank genome assembly. NCBI's taxonomy places the organism in Eukaryota, Viridiplantae, Streptophyta, Magnoliopsida, Fabales, Fabaceae.